This is a messenger RNA of Malassezia vespertilionis, 2859 nucleotides long. RefSeq lists its product as uncharacterized. NCBI's taxonomy places the organism in Eukaryota, Fungi, Basidiomycota, Malasseziomycetes, Malasseziales, Malasseziaceae. Gene Ontology annotation, cellular component: nucleus. Gene Ontology annotation, molecular function: phosphoprotein phosphatase activity. The transcript is spliced from 5 exons. Gene Ontology annotation, biological process: mRNA processing. The record is from RefSeq and is a predicted model, not a curated record. The coding region runs from base 1 to 2859 and encodes 952 amino acids.
AUGGACGAGGGCGAGGAGCAAAAAGGUGCUGUGGGACGCCACGGCAUGGCGUUUUGUGUGGUGUGUGCGAGUAAUCAGAAUCGUUCCAUGUUUGCGCACAACGCACUGCAGCAGGCAGGAUUGUUUGUCACAUCAGCAGGCACGGGCUCUGCUGUGCGAUUGCCAGGCUCGGCGAUUGACAAACCGAAUAUUUACACGUUUGGCACAUUGUACGAUGAUAUGUACCAGGACCUGUACAGAAAAGAUCCAAAACUUUACGAGGCGAAUGGCUUGCUCUCGAUGCUGGAUCGCAACCGGCGGAUCAAACCUGCACCGGAAAGAUGGCACGAUGUGCGUCGCGUAUCGGACGUGGUCAUUACGUGCGAGGAGCGGUGCUUUGAUAGCGUGUGCGAGGAUCUGUUGAGUCGGCGCUCGGAGCUUAGUCGCGCGGUGCAUGUAAUCAAUGUGGACAUUAAGGAUAAUCACGAAGAGGCGGAGAUGGCCUCGCAUGCAAUUUUGGAUCUCGCAACCAGACUGGACAAGGCGAACGACGUGGACGAGGAGAUCGAUGGGAUCCUCGAGGAGCUGCAACAGCGUAUGACGAAUGCCAUACCCAAAGAGCGCCAUGCCUUCCUAAGCGCGCCAUUGUACGCAUUUGAUUUGCCUGCCGGUCUUGUGCCGAACGUACACAUCCGCAGCACCGAAGACGAGGCGUACGGCGAAGUGCAUGCAAACGACAAGGCCGACUCAGGUGAGCGUGUUGCCACAGGCACAAGCCGCGCAGGAUUUGCGCCUGCAUGCACUUUGUGCCCUGGCAGUGUGCCAUUUCCUAGCCUCUGCGAGCAGCGCGCGCAUUUCCGGAGCCUGUGGCACAGGUACAAUCUCGUUUUGAAACAGCGCGGCGCCAACCCACCGAGCGCGCCUGGCGCGCUGCAUUUUGUCACACACGCCGAGCUCGACACACUCGCCGCGGACGCCGAGGCCGACAUGGAGGCUGCGGAAAAAGAGGAUGAGGAGGUCGAUACGCUUUCCGCUUUGAUUGCGCGCUUGCAAGUGAACGCGGCGCCUGACGCAGACGACCACAGCACCUCGGCAAAAAACGUGUACGAUGCACUGCGCUCUCCUUUGGUAUGGUUCGAGAGCAAGCCAGACGCCGCGCCCGAGAUGCGCCUCGCCAAUACGCAGCUUGGUAUCUACCGCGAUGUUCUGCUCGCGAGUGGCGGACUGCGAGAGCACGCCUCGGCGCUCUCUGCGCUCGCGACCUUGCAGACCCCCCCUAUCACAUGCCGCCCCGUCAAAGGCGGCUGGACAGGCAAGCAUUUACAAGGCACACGCGGCGUCGGCCGUGCGAUCCAAAUGCAAGUACUCGACGGCGACGGACUGUUGCCCAAUCUGGACCAUGGCGAUCUGUACGACCUUUCGGAUACGGACGAGUCGAGUGCUUCAGACACAAGUGCGGACGACGAGGCGCCUGCGGAGCAUGCACCGGCCCAGACCCUACCUCCGCUGCGGCUAUGGACGUUUAUUAUGCAAGGCGGCGGCCACUUUGCCGCGGCUGUCGUGGCACUCAACAUAUAUUCUCCCCAGCGCUCCGAGCGUGCGCGCGCGAAAGGAAGCCGCGUAGAACGCGGAAUUGUCGUGCUUGCACACAAGACCUUCCACCGAUAUACGACGCGGCGCAAGCAGGGAGGCGCACAAUCAGCGCAAGACGCCUCGGGGAAGCACGCAAAGAGCGCAGGCGCGAACCUGCGUCGCUACGGCGAAGCACAACUGCGCCACGAUAUCCAUUCGCUGCUUGGGCGUCCUGGAUGGCGCGCACUCAUUGCAAAAUCCGAGCAGGUAUGGGUGCGCACAAGCAUGCGCGCCGCAAAUGGCGUUCUCUGGCACUGGCCAGGGAGCCAAACCAGCCCUUUGGACGCGCCCUACAGAGACCGCAAGCUCAGCCACAUUCCAAUUCCCACAAAGCGCCCGACCCUCGGCGAGAUUAUGCGCUGUUUCUUUGAGCUGACGCGCGUAAAGGUUGCGCAUCUGACUCCAGAGCAACUCGCGGCGCAGGACGAUGCAGAGCGCGAAGCAAUUGCGCGUGCCUUGCGUGCCGAUGCAGCAGGGCACUUGCCGCCGCCGCCGCCGCCCACAACGCGCCCGCGGAAAAGCAAGCCAGAUCGCGUAGAAGCAAAGCGGCACGAGCGCUGGGAACGUCUCGUUGCCAUGGUUCGCAAAGGGAAACUUGAUACCCUUGCGCAGUUCCUUGCACGGCACGAAGAGGAUUUGCUCGUCGCGCCCGACGGGCGUGCAGCGAUCGAUGCGCCGCUCCCAGACUGGUGGCAGCGCGCAAACAAGCACGCCAAGCCCGUCCCCGGCACGCUCCUCCAGCUUGCCGCUGCCGCCGACCAGCCCGAGAUUGUGCAGUAUCUGUUAGUAGAGCGCCGUGCAGACCCCACCUUGCCUGUGCCGCAAAAUGACGAUACUAGCAAAGCGGCGCUGCGCACCGCAUACGAUUUGUGCGGAACAAAAGCGUCACGCGCCGUCUUCCGUCGCCUCAUGGCCGAACAGCCGUUUUGGUGGGACUGGGGUGGAAUGGAGCAAGGCGGCGCUCGUGUGCCCUCGGCCUUGACCCCUGCAAUGCAAGAGGCGCAAGCGUCCAAGACACGCUCGCGGCGCAAUGCCAUGCGCGAGAAAAUGCGCGAGCGCGACGAAGCUAAAGCACCCUCUGUUCCCGAGCCUGCGCCUGCACCUGCGCCUGCCUUGCCUUGGCACGCGACACAAAAACCCGGCGCAAGCGUGUCGGAUGCGGGCCUCUCGGAAGAGGUCAAGAUGCGCAUCGAGCGCGAAAAGCGCGCACGCGCGGCAGAAGCACGAAUUCAGGCGUUGCGCAAGUAG